UCCAAUAUGGGUAGGGCUCCAUGUUGUGACAAGGCAAACGUGAAGAAAGGACCUUGGUCUCCUGAGGAAGAUAAUAAGCUUAAGGAUUACAUAGAAAAGUAUGGGAUUGGUGGCAAUUGGAUUUCCCUCCCACAGAAGGCCGGGCUAAAGAGAUGUGGGAAGAGUUGCAGGUUGAGAUGGCUAAAUUAUCUGAGACCGAACAUAAAGCAUGGUAACUUCUCUGAUGAUGAAGAUAGGAUCAUAUGCAGCCUCUUUGCUUCUAUUGGAAGCAGAUGGUCCAUAAUAGCUUCACAUCUACCUGGAAGGACAGAUAAUGACAUUAAAAAUUACUGGAACACAAAACUCAAGAAGAAGCUGUUUGGAAUCUCCCCAACUCAAAGGAAAUCAAGCCAUCAGUUAAAGCAGCAGAAUCAACAAUUACAACCAACUCUUGAUCAUAAUAUCCUCCAUUCUUCUUCUACUACUUCAUUACUCUCCCAUCACCAAUAUUUUCCAUCUAAGUUUUAUAACACCAGUUCUUCGUCCCCCUUAGCUGAAAUGUGGCUAUCACACCAUCAUCAGACCGAGUUAAAUAGCAGCAAGCUUCUCAUUUUCGGGGGAGACCAACUGAACGGCAGCUUUUCUGAAAUAUGCUUUGGAAGACCAACAAUGGAGUUUGAGACAGAGAACUAUUUUCUCUUUAACAAAAUAGGAGAUCAGAAGCUUCUCCUUGGUGGAAAUUUAGGAGAAGCAGAGGCUCCAUUAAUUAAUUAUGGUUAUGAAGAGAUUAAACAGGUCAUUAGUCCCAAAAAUCUCAACUUUGAUGACCCAAAAAGAGCAAGUGAGGCCAUUGGGAACAGCUUUAAGACCCAAGAAAGUGUCAUGUACUACUGCUGA
Molecule: messenger RNA, 876 nt
Organism: Phalaenopsis equestris
Lineage: Eukaryota; Viridiplantae; Streptophyta; Magnoliopsida; Asparagales; Orchidaceae
Product: transcription factor RAX2-like
Exons: 3
Coding region: 7-876 (289 amino acids)
Source: RefSeq, a predicted model, not a curated record